UCUAUUGCAUCGCUUGUUGUUAUAGCGACGAUGACCUCAAGAAAGCCAUGAAACUAAGCAAGCAGGAGGAGCAAGAUAGACUGGACAAAAUGGAGAAGUACAACAAACUGCCCGCUACAGAAGACUGGGAAGGCCGCUCCAGGUACUUAUUUUGGGCGCCCUAUCGCCCUAUCAUGCAUUAAGAGUGCGCUGUCCUUGCGGAAUGAGAUGUUAAUAACCUUUUUUCGUCGCUUCUCUUGACAGUGCCAAUAAACAACAAGAAAGCAGCAACACGGAUUUUUUCAGUGACGACUUCGGAGGACAGAUGGGGUUUGGCAACAGCGGAAAUAAUAACACGGACACCAGCAACAAUAAUCUCGAAGGGUUGUCGUCGAUGAACAAUUUUGGAGGCAGCAACUCGUUCAUGCAAUCGCAGCCUACUGGGUUCAACAACCCGUACUUACAACUCCAGCAACAGCAGCAGAUGCAAAUGCAAAUGCAGCAACAACUUGAGCAACAGCAGCAACAGCAGCAGCAGCUGAUGCAACAGCAACUUAUGGAACAGCAGUUUCAGCAGCAGCAGCAGCAGCAGCAGAUGGCCUUCCUAAACACAAUGAACAAUCCUUACCAGCAGCAACUCAUGCCCCAAAUAACUGGAGCUCCAGCGAUUGGAUCGAACAACCCAUUCAGCUCUAGUAACGUACAAAAAGCACAGGCAAAUCAGCCUUUCCCAGAUUCCUUCCGCGCGGCUUCCAAUGGAUUCGGAUUGAAUAACAGUAACAGCGGCACCAACAGCAAUGGUUUUAAUAAUAACAGCGGUUUCAAUAAUACGGACGGGUUCAAUAGCAACGGCAACGGCGUUAGCAAUGCAUCUACGUCAACUCAAAAGAACGGUGCUCUGGGAGAGCUCGCAUUCCUUCAAAACGCCAUGAAUAGUUCGUCCCCUGUCAUUAAUCAGCCGGUAUGUCUUCAGCUUAACUCGUUCAGUCCGCUUCUCUUGGAUACCUAUGCCAGAGUGGAAUCAUAACCAGCACUCUGAAUUUUAAUGGCGCACGAAAUAGGUUGCGACGAAGGCGUCAAACCCAAACGACGAAAAAUACGCUCACUUGGCCAUGGCUCUUGCGAACCGUGAAGAUGGUAUGGACACAUUUGGUAAUAUAGGACAGCUUCGCGUUCCAAGGUAAG
This is a messenger RNA of Gamsiella multidivaricata, 1164 nucleotides long. RefSeq lists its product as uncharacterized. The coding region runs from base 305 to 1006 and encodes 233 amino acids. The transcript has a single exon. The record is from RefSeq and is a predicted model, not a curated record. NCBI's taxonomy places the organism in Eukaryota, Fungi, Mortierellomycota, Mortierellomycetes, Mortierellales, Mortierellaceae.